Adineta steineri is the source of this 336-nucleotide messenger RNA. NCBI's taxonomy places the organism in Eukaryota, Metazoa, Rotifera, Eurotatoria, Adinetida, Adinetidae. The record is from the annotation of a GenBank genome assembly.
AUGGAAAAUGAAGAUCUAUGUUUUAUGAAACUUUUUACAUUGUAUUCCUGGAAGGAAAUAAAAAAUUGUCCAGGACGAUAUUUACUAACAAAACAAGAUAAUGAACAUCUUAGAUUAAUUUCGCCGAGUGAAAUAUUAAAUAAUAAAAUAUCUAUACAGAUAUUUGAUAGUGAAAUUUGUCGAGAUAGAAUACAUAUUGGAAAAUUUAUCGACGGUGGUUUAUUAUCAUAUGAAAAAUCUGAUGGAACAUUUGUUCAUACUUUAAAUAAUAUUUCUGGUUUAACUAGAAAAAUGAAUCAUUUAAAUGUACAUUUUGAUAAUCAAAUUCUAAACUAA